Empidonax traillii (willow flycatcher) is the source of this 335-nucleotide messenger RNA. RefSeq names its product gallinacin-3-like. The record is from RefSeq and is a predicted model, not a curated record. Gene Ontology annotation, biological process: defense response to bacterium; cell chemotaxis. Gene Ontology annotation, molecular function: chemoattractant activity; CCR6 chemokine receptor binding. Gene Ontology annotation, cellular component: extracellular region. Bases 42 to 224 code for a protein of 60 amino acids. Lineage: Eukaryota; Metazoa; Chordata; Aves; Passeriformes; Tyrannidae. The transcript is spliced from 3 exons.
CCCAUCAGCAACCCUGUGAAGCCCUGGGAGAGGUGUCAGCCAUGCGGAUCCUGUACCUGCUCUUCCCCUUCUUCCUCCUGCUGGUCCAGGGAGCUGCAGCUGGAAAAGUAGACAAAUGCAUAAAACGAGGAGGAAUCUGCGUUUUGGGGGGCUGUCGUUUCCCCUAUAAAUACGUGGGAACUUGUUCAGCCUUGAGUCACUGCUGCAAACCUGUGUGGGGUUGAGACCCUGAAAUUUCCGAGCAGGACGUUCCCCUCGCUUCUGGCUCCUGGAACCAUCUCUUGAUGUCCUCUCCCCUCCCUGCCUCUGCCUUGCCCGGCUGCUGGGACAGCAGC